AUGACAGGAAGGAGACGUGUGUUGGAAGAAGAAUCAGCUGCUAGGGCAAAUCAAGAUGAUGAUGCAGCUACUUAUUGUUUUACAUGCUUUUUUUCUUCAGAUUUUUGGUUUCAACUUCCCACGUUACGUAAUUCCCACCAAAAUCAAGAUUCGACUGCUACUGCUAGGGCAAAUCAAGAUCCUAAUGCAGAACCAAGUUUGAAACCGAGAAGUGUUCCACCUGCACACUACAUUUUUAAGAUCCAGAACUUCUCUUUGCUUUCCGACGCAAAAGCUGAGUGCUUCCAGUCCGCUGAUUUUGAAGUCGGCGGCUAUAAAUGUGUUGUUUGCCUCGCGCAAGGACCUAUACUCGAGUGGGGGAUUAGUUUGAAUGUGGAAAAUAGAAAAAAAUGGAACUUAUCUCUGUAUCCUCGAGGGAACAAGAAAAAAAAUGGGGAUGGAUACAUAUCUUUGUAUCUUCUGCUCUCCGAAUCCAACCGACUCACUUUCAAUCAAGAGAUUAUUGUUAAUUUCAAGCUGUUUGUUUAUGAUUAUAUUUGUGAUAAUUACUGGACUGUUCAAGAUGCUGAUGAGAAAGUACGGCGGUUUCAUGGAAGUAAAAAAGAAUGGGGAUUUGACAAACUCGUUUCCGUCACUGAUUUCAAAGAUGAAUCCAACGGAUACUUAGUGGACGACUGUUGCAUUUUCGGUGCUGAGAUUUUUGUGAUAGAAAAUGCCAACAAAGGAGAGUGCUUGUCCAUGGUGAAGAAGCCGGCGGCUAACAAUACGUAUACAUGGACUAUUGAAAAGUUUUCGCAAUUGGAUUCAUCACCUAAAACAUCCCAAGCGUUUACCAUUGGUGGCAGCAACUGGAGCAUAGUGGUUUAUCCAAAAGGGGAUCCAAGAGAGAAAGACAGAAGCUUAUCCAUAUUUUUAAAACUAGAGGAUCAUGCAACUUUUGACUAUGGAAAAAAGUUAUAUGCGGAAUACAUGUUACGAGUAAGGAACCAGCUCGUGGGGCAGCAUCGAGAAUGGGAAGCUUCUUGUCAGUACGGAUCUAAUACCAAGUCCUGGGGGUUUUCAAAAUUUAUGUCCCUCGUUGAUCUCAAUGACAAAUUAAAGGGCUUUCUAUUUAACAAUACUUUGAUUGUCGAAGUAGAAUUUCAAGCAAUGACCGUGCGUAAAGGUCUGUCCUGA
This is a messenger RNA of Mercurialis annua (annual mercury), 1176 nucleotides long. RefSeq lists its product as uncharacterized. The coding region runs from base 1 to 1176 and encodes 391 amino acids. Lineage: Eukaryota; Viridiplantae; Streptophyta; Magnoliopsida; Malpighiales; Euphorbiaceae. The record is from RefSeq and is a predicted model, not a curated record. The transcript is spliced from 7 exons. Gene Ontology annotation, molecular function: protein binding.